Micropterus salmoides (largemouth bass) is the source of this 901-nucleotide messenger RNA. RefSeq names its product glucagon b (gene gcgb). Gene Ontology annotation, molecular function: glucagon receptor binding; hormone activity. The transcript is spliced from 4 exons. Gene Ontology annotation, cellular component: extracellular region. Gene Ontology annotation, biological process: response to starvation. The record is from RefSeq and is a predicted model, not a curated record. Lineage: Eukaryota; Metazoa; Chordata; Actinopteri; Centrarchiformes; Centrarchidae. The coding region runs from base 94 to 465 and encodes 123 amino acids.
UUCAGAAGCCAAGAGAGAAGAAGGGCACCAAUCAACACACUUUACAAUCCCUUUCUCAGACGUUUGACAGAAAGGAGCACAGAAGCUCAAACAAUGAAAAUUGCUCACUCUUUGGCUGGAGUCCUGCUCCUCAUCAUUAUCCAAAGCAGCUGGCAGGUGCCUGACCAGGACACAGACCGAAACUCCAUGCUACUUACUGAAAACUCCCUGAUGACUGAACCCAUUGAGCUCCCAAACAUGAAGAGACAUUCAGAGGGGACAUUUUCCAACGACUACAGUAAAUACCUGGAGACAAGAAGAGCACAAGACUUUGUCCAGUGGCUAAAGAACUCAAAAAGAAACGGGAGUCUAUUUAGACGUCAUGCCGACGGCACCUACACCAGUGACGUGAGCUCCUACCUGCAGGACCAGGCAGCCAAGGAGUUUGUGUCCUGGCUGAAGACUGGCCGAGGCAGAAGAGAGUAAACUCAAACUGAGCGCCCCAACAGCUCCCUAAAUAACGCGACAUUUCACACUGACUCUGUGCUAUUAUAUGUUUCAUAAUCUGUACUAGCCUUUUUCUUCGUCAUGCUAUUAAAUUCACAUCGUAAUAAGCUUUGUUUGGCCUUCAGUGGUUGAAGGAAAUGUUGUUCAAAUGUUGCAAACAUUUCCAGUAUGUUUGAAAUGUGUCUCAAUCAUAAAUGCUGCGUGAAUUUUUUAUCAAUCAUUCACAUCAUAAUUCUUUUUUCAUAUUUCACAUUGUUGGCACUUUCAUCUUUUCCUUCUCCCAUAAAUUUAUGUUACAGUCACAUUAGUGAUUUGAAUUGAAACAUCGAUACUUCCAUCUGUAGAUAGUCUCAAUUUUCUUAUUAUUCAGAUAAAAGUCAUAUUUAGUUUUCAAUAAAGAAAUGUGUACAAUCUA